Castor canadensis (American beaver) is the source of this 3890-nucleotide messenger RNA. It is a transcript of the gene Cars1, whose product is annotated as cysteinyl-tRNA synthetase 1. Gene Ontology annotation, biological process: cysteinyl-tRNA aminoacylation. Gene Ontology annotation, molecular function: ATP binding; cysteine-tRNA ligase activity. The record is from RefSeq and is a predicted model, not a curated record. Gene Ontology annotation, cellular component: cytoplasm. NCBI's taxonomy places the organism in Eukaryota, Metazoa, Chordata, Mammalia, Rodentia, Castoridae.
UGUCUGUGGCGGCGGCAGCGGGUUGGGGAUUCCCAGAGAUGGCAGGUUCCUCAGGGGAACAGGCUGCUGACUACAGGUCCAUUCUGAACAUUAGUGACGAGGCAGACAGGGCACGGGCCCUGGACCAGCACCUCAGCACGCGUAGCUAUGUCCAGGGGUACUCACUGUCCCAGGCAGAUGUGGACGUGUUCAGGCAGCUUUCAGCCCCGCCCUCGGACUCGAGGCUCUUCCACGUGGCUCGGUGGUUCAGGCACAUAGAAGCGCUCCUGGGUGGCCCCUGUGACAAAGUCGAGCCCUGUGGGCUCCAAGCAAGUAAGGGCCGGCGAGUGCAGCCUCAUUGGUCCCCCCCAUCUGGGACUGAGCCAUGCAAACUCCGCUUGUACAACAGCCUCACCCGGAAUAAGGACGUGUUUAUACCUCAAGAUGGGAGAAGGGUGACGUGGUACUGCUGUGGUCCAACCGUCUAUGACGCAUCUCACAUGGGGCAUGCCAGGUCCUACAUCUCUUUCGAUAUCUUGAGAAGAGUACUGAAGGAUUAUUUCCACUAUGACGUCUUUUACUGCAUGAACAUCACAGACAUUGAUGAUAAGAUCAUCAGGAGGGCCCGGCAGAACUACUUGUUUGAGCGGUAUCGAGAGCAGAAGCCUUCGGCUGCCCAGCUGCUGGAGAAUGUUCGCGCUGCCCUGAAGCCAUUCUCAGUGAAGUUAAGUGAGACCACAGAUCCUGACAAGAGGCAGAUGCUCGAACGCAUCCAGCAGGCAGUGACACUGGCCACAGAGCCACUCAAGCGAGCCGUGCACUCUAACCUUGCUGGAGAGGAAGUGGACCGCCAUGCAGAGAUAUUGCUGGAGGAGGCAAAAGAUUUGCUUUCUGACUGGCUGGAUUCCACAUGUGGCAGUGAGGUGACCGACAAUUCUAUUUUCUCCAAACUGCCAAAGUUCUGGGAAGGGGAGUUCCAUAAAGACAUGGAAGCUCUGAAUGUCCUUCCUCCUGAUGUUUUGACCCGGGUUAGUGAGUAUGUACCAGAAAUCGUGAGCUUUGUCCAGAAGAUUGUGGACAACGGUUAUGGAUAUGUUUCAAAUGGGUCUGUCUACUUCGACACAGUCAAGUUUGCGUCCAGUGAGAAACACUCCUAUGGGAAGCUGGUGCCCGAAGCUGUUGGGGACCAGAAAGCUCUUCAGGAAGGGGAAGGCGACCUGAGCAUCUCAGUGGACCGCCUGAGUGAGAAGCGCUCCCCCAGUGACUUUGCGCUGUGGAAGGCCUCCAAGCCGGGAGAGCCGUCCUGGCCAUGCCCCUGGGGAAAGGGUCGUCCAGGAUGGCACAUUGAGUGCUCUGCCAUGGCAGGCACACUUCUGGGAGCCUCGAUGGACAUUCAUGGGGGAGGAUUUGACCUCCGCUUUCCCCACCAUGACAAUGAGCUGGCACAGUCAGAGGCCUACUUUGAAAACGAUUGCUGGGUCAGGUACUUCCUGCACACAGGCCACUUGACGAUUGCAGGCUGCAAGAUGUCAAAGUCCCUAAAAAACUUUAUCACCAUUAAAGAUGCCUUGAGGAAGCACUCGGCGCGGCAGCUGCGGCUGGCGUUCCUCAUGCACUCGUGGAAGGACACACUGGAUUAUUCCAGCAAUACCAUGGAGUCUGCUCUACAGUAUGAGAAAUUCAUGAACGAGUUUUUCUUAAAUGUGAAAGAUGUCCUUCGUGCUCCUGUUGAUAUCACUGGCCAGUUUGAAAAGUGGGAAGCUGAAGAAACAGAGUUGAAUAAGAACUUCUAUGACAAGAAGACAGCAGUUCAUGAAGCCCUCUGUGACAACAUCGACACCCGCACUGUCUUAGAGGAAAUGCGGGCCUUAGUCAGUCAGUGCAACCUCUACAUGGCGGCUCGCAAGGCUGCACGGAGGAGGCCUAACCAGGCUCUGCUGGAGAACAUUGCUCUGUACCUUACCCACAUGCUGAGGAUCUUUGGGGCCAUAGAAGAGCAAAGCUCCUUGGGUUUCCCGGUUGGAGGACCUGGGACCAGCAUAAAUCUUGAGUCCACAGUCAUGCCCUACCUGCAGGUCUUGUCGGAAUUCAGAGAAGGUGUGCGGAAGAUCGCCCGGGAGAAAAAAGUCCCUGAGGUUUUGCAACUCAGUGAUGCCCUCCGGGAUGACAUCCUGCCUGAGUUUGGGGUGCGGUUUGAAGACCAUGAAGGACUGCCGACUGUGGUGAAAUUGGUGGACAGAGACACCUUACUGAAAGAGAGGGAAGAGAAGAAAAGGGUUGAAGAAGAGAAGAGGAGGAAGAAGGAGGAAGCUGCCAGGAGAAAACAGGAGCAAGAAGCAGCAAAGCUGGCUAAGAUGAAGAUUCCACCCAAUGAGAUGUUUCUGUCUGAAAGUGACAAGUAUUCCAAGUUUGACGAAAAUGGCCUACCUACACAUGACAUUGAAGGCAAGGAACUGAGCAAGGGACAGACCAAGAAGCUGAAGAAGCUGCUCGAAGCACAGGAGAAGCUCUACAAGGAGCAUCUGCAGAUGGCCCAAAACGGGAGCCUCCAGUGAAGAGCCACUGCUGCCCUGUUAGCCCGGCCAUGUGGACCGCAGGGCCUUCGCCUCAUGACAGUGACCCGUGCUCUGGUCACACUUACAGCUGUCCUUGGGCCCUAAACUAAGAAUUGUGUUCAUGUAGGUCCGUGUCAGCAGUGGCUCUGAGGCAUCCGUAAUAAAUUCUACCUAGUAAGGCCCGUGCCACCCUCUCCUCGUCACCCUGCGCUCAGCAUUUGGCAGCGUGACCUCCUGACUGCUUGGUCAGCAGGCUGCAACUUAGGCACGCUGGUCAAUGGAGCCCCUUCAGCCAGCUUCGGCAGCUAAUCUGUGCUGUGUGGGCGCAUUUGGAGGUAUUUGAGUAGGAAAAAGGCUGGCUCAGCCUGGCGGAUCCCGCUGAGCCCCAGACAAAGGCUGCUUAGCCUGCCUCCUGGCUCUGAUGAACACACACACUGCAGGUUUCCUAGAGCAGCCAGCAGGACAGUGGUUCUACGGGGCAGGGCUCUGGCGAGCUGCCCAGGACUGCUGCGGGGGACAGCGAGCCCAGAUCUGCACAGUUGGAGGGUGAGAUAAAGGGUAUCAACACAGCGGGGACGUUGGUCACUGUGUGCAGCCUGAGGGCUAAGUCAUCGCCACCUGCUCCUGCUCAAGUGCUCUUCUGGGCUGAGAAUCAGCACCAGCACUUCAACGUGCCUGGCUGGCUGUAAUACAGGCGGGUGUGAGCUGGAGCCAGACAGGCCUGGGCAUCGGUUGGAACAUCCGUUCUCAAGUCUGUUAAACGACCCAUAUGGGAAGUACACCAGGGGCCAGCGUGGCUGUGCUGUCCCUCUGUCCCUGCAAUCGUGCUUCUGUGGAGCUGUCCUAAAGGCGCCUAUACAGUAUGGGAUGCCACGCCACGUGCAUGUGCUGUUGGUUCAGCAGUGCGAGAUCCAACAGGAGGCUGGCACAGCCCACCUGAUUUCAAGGGGUCUUGCAUCAGUGCAAAACAGCACUGUGGGUGGAAGCAGUGAAAUCAGGCCUGGGGGUUGAUGUCUGGCUUUGGAAACGUGUCAGUGUUUCACAUACAAAAAAACCCAGUAAGACAAAGUCCCCAAGCUACAGUGAAGCCGUGUGUUCUAGCUGUUUGUUGCUACUAACAAAUCACCCAGAACUUUGUGGCUGGUCACUGCAAUGGUCGUCUUAUUAUUGACUUGUGUUCUGGGUUGACAGGGCUCAGCUGUGUGGUUUCGGGUUCAGAGUGUCUCACGUAGUCACACUCACCUGUGCUUAUCUGAAGUUUGCACCUGGGCUGGGGCUGCUAGGCCCCUCUGAUCUCUGUGUUCUCAGUAGGUGGCUUCAGGAUGGCUGCAUAUGUGAUGUGCAGUCCACAGGUGC